Messenger RNA from Cylicostephanus goldi, 810 nucleotides. The record is from the annotation of a GenBank genome assembly. Lineage: Eukaryota; Metazoa; Nematoda; Chromadorea; Rhabditida; Strongylidae.
AUGGUUGAGAUGAAGAACAACGUCCCAUCCUCGUUUAUUCACGACUUCAUCUGUCAUGAAGUAGUUACAUCGUUGCGCAAUUCAUUGCAUCCACCACUUUUGCCUACUCCAAACAUCUUAUCAAGACUUCUUCAUGAUAUCGCAAAGCCAGAGUUUGGGCAGAAUUUUGACGCUGCAAACGCUGCCUAUCGUUUGCAGAUGUUCUUUCUUUAUCAAUUUCCCGCGUGCAACGAAGAAGGGCGCUUUUAUUGGUUACAGGUGCUCACCGACACACCUUCCACUGACGAUUCUUCAUCAGGCCCUCGUCGAGGUUCUCUACUAGAAUGGAACAACAUCUUGUCCAGAACAGCUGGAUUAAGGAAGAUGAUCUUGGACACAUUCACGCGCGGCGGAUCCAACCACACCUUGAUGGAAUUUGCUGUUUCUGUGCUUGAAAUAGAUCUGUUCAAUAUGGAGGGUUGUGAUGGGCUAAAUACUAGUCAGGAGAUCUUGGAAGAAGACGAUAACUGUAAUCGGACAACUCAUUCCACAAAUGACGACACUCUCGAGCAUCUGCAAAACUCUUCUGUUCUAAAUGGCGUUCCCCUUUCUUGCCUAGUUUUCUACGACCCACACGAAAGGCGAAAACGAGGCUUGGACAAAACUGCUAUGGAAACAUGCUUUGCCAUAGUGGACAACGCCGUGUCGACAAAAUCCGUCCUGUGUGCAAAUCUGUGCUGGAGACUUCUGGCAGUUUGUCUGGAAGGAUUGCGUUUCUUUUUGGCUAAUGUGAAUAAACUUUGUCCUAACAAAAAACAGUUCAAGACAUGA